CCCAGAGGUAGUCAGGGUCCUCAGAACUCUCUCUCUCAUUCUGACUCAGCACGGCAACAGCACGGCAACAGCACGGCAACAUGGCUCACCGUCGCUUUGAGGGCAAAGAGCACGCAGCCUCCUACCUGAGGUACAGGGUGUCCCCCCCACAGGAACUGAUCGCAGAGAUACUGGCAUUUCUGGAGAAUAUGAAAGGAAGGCCGUUCGACCUUGCCGUGGACGUAGGCUGUGGCUCGGGACAGGGGACACUCCUACUGGCCCCUCACUUUACCCAAGUGAUUGGGACAGACAUCAGCCCCGCCCAGCUGGAGGUGGCUCUGGCCAAUAGCAGCGCCCCAAAUAUCUUCUACAGGCAGUGUCCUGCAGAGGAGUUACCGUUCGCUGACGGCGGGGUAGACUUGGUGACCUCCAUGACCGCGGCACACUGGUUCCAUCGUCCACGGUUCCUCCAGGAGGCAGACAGGCUGCUGAAGCCCAGAGGGUGUCUGGCCCUGAUCAGUUAUACCCUGGACAUGGACCUGGAGUACGGACAACACUCCCACACUCUGACUGACAUCUGUCAUCAGUUCUACAAGAACCUGCUGCCAUUUCGCAGUGCCCACAUAGGUACUACCACGGUCCCUCUCUACAAACAGAUGUAUGACUCAUGCCCGUACCCAGACAAAGAGUGGCAUGAGUGUCUGCGGAUGAGGAGACCGAUGCCUCUGAGUGGCUACAUCGGCAUGGUGGAGACCUUCUCUAGCUAUCGGGCGUUGCUGAAGCAGGAUCCAGUGGAAGCCCACAGGUUCUCCCAGGACUUCAGGAACAGGCCGAGGUUGCUGUCUGAGAUGGGGGAGUCGAAUCCAGACACAGAGAUCACAGUGGUGGUGAAGUAUUUCUACUGGCUGGCCUGCAAACCUGCUGCAGCCUGAUCUGGGGCAAAGACGCAGCAAACCUGCUGCAGCCUGAUCUGGGGCAAAGACGCAGCAAACCUGCUGCAGCCUGAUCUGGGGCAAAGACGCAGCAAACCUGCUGCAGCCUGAUCUGGGGCAAAGACGCAGCAAACCUGCUGCAGCCUGAUCUGGGGCAAAGACGCAGCAAACCCCACAGACCCGUCUCUUCCCUUGAUGUUUUCUGUUGCAUCUAAUGGCAAAAUGACAUAACUAAAAGAGAGGUUACACAUUACAACAAAUAAGACCACAUGUUACAUACAACUUAAAUCAUUAGUCCAUCAAAGUCAAAAUGAAAAGUGAACCCACAUGAACUCCAAUACCACCUAAAGAAAAUGUUUUACGAUGUUUCAGAAUAGUCUGGAUACCCGAUGAGCUCAACCAUUUCUUGUUUUAUAAAGAAACAGCUUGUUAAAACACAA
Oncorhynchus kisutch (coho salmon) is the source of this 1351-nucleotide messenger RNA. RefSeq names its product putative methyltransferase DDB_G0268948. The coding region runs from base 81 to 911 and encodes 276 amino acids. NCBI's taxonomy places the organism in Eukaryota, Metazoa, Chordata, Actinopteri, Salmoniformes, Salmonidae. The record is from RefSeq and is a predicted model, not a curated record. The transcript has 6 exons. Gene Ontology annotation, molecular function: S-adenosylmethionine-dependent methyltransferase activity.